GAAGAACUCACAAUUCUCUGCUUCCAGAGCUGGGUAAUCAUUUCAAGAAUCUGGAUUUAUGGUAUUUUCUCGAAUACUUUUACAAUCAUCGCCGCCUAAAACUCACUGACUUACGAAGUUUCCGAUUUCCACAAGGAUUGUAACGCGAAUUUGACCGUUCAGAUCAAUACGUUUAUAACAUGGCUACAACAACGAAUCAACGUCGAUGCCAACGACAACAUUUAGGUAUAUUUUGGACGAUGGUCAUGCAAGCGAUUGUGAUAUAUAAUGAACUUAGGCGUCGUGCACGACAUCUUCCAAGAGCUCCUCAUACAAAUUGGAAUUCUGAAAGAGAAAUAACACUUACACGAAUGUUUGGCACGAGUGAUACAAUAUGUCGUGAUCUCCUUAGGAUGAAAAUAGGUCCAUUUCAAAGAUUAUGUGCUCGUUUGCGAUCUUAUGGAUUGGUUGACAGUAAAUACGUUCGAAUUGAGGAACAAGUUGCAAUUUUUCUGAAUACAGUCGGGCAUGACCAACGUAAUCGCGUUGGACAUUUUACUUUCUUUUGCUUUGGUCAAACAGUGAGCUUUUACUUUCACAGAGUCUUACACGCUUGUCUUGGAUUGUAUAGAGAUGUUGUGAUUAAUGCCACUCCUCAUAACUCACCAUACGAAAAAGAAAAUGUGCAGCCAUGGUACUCCUUUUUUCAGGAUGCCGUAGGAGCAAUCGAUGGUACACAUAUAGCUGCGUAUGUGCCUUUAGAGGAGCAAGGUAAAUAUCGCAAUAGAAUGCAAGUGAUUUCCCAAAAUGUUUUAGUAGCUUGCACAUUUGAUAUGAAAUUUACCUACGUACUUGUCGGUUGGGAGGGAUCCGCACAUGACGGUCGAUUGUUACGGAGUGCAAUAUUACGCCAAGGACAUAAGCUAACAAUUCCUAUUGGUAAAUAUUACCUUGUUGACGCUGGCUUCCCAUCAGUUUCGGGUUUUCUUGCACCAUACCGUAGGACUCGUUAUCAUCAUAGAGACAUUGAAGGUCAACGUCCUGAAAGUAGUAAGGAGUUGUUCAAUUUUCGACAUUCAUCUCUACACAAUGUUAUUGAGCGUACAAUUGGUUUGCUGAAAAAAAGAUUUGCAUAUUUGAGACAUCAACCCUAUCACAACAUUGACACACAAGCAAAGAUAGUCCUUGCUUGUUCUGCCAUCCACAACUUCUUAAGGACUGAUGAUGUUGAAGAUGUUUGUGAGGAGGAUGACUUAGAUAGUAGUGACGAUGAGGUUAACCCUACGCAUAUUGAUGUACCUGAAGAUGAAACUCCAAAUGCUCACAUAUCUUUCACAAAUCAGGAAGUGUGGUCUAAUAAGAGGAAUGCGAUUGCUGAUUUAAUGUGGGCUGAUUAUCUUCCCAAUCAGAAUGCGGGAAUUGAUUUCGAUUGAUAUCUGAUUUUUUUUCUUGUUUUUAAUUUUUUAUUUGUUUUUUCGUUUCUAUGUAAUGGAUAUAAAUGUACUAGACUUUCAUAUGUAGUAAUUGCUUGAAUUGAAGACGUAUUGACAUUAAGCAGA
Olea europaea var. sylvestris is the source of this 1538-nucleotide messenger RNA. RefSeq lists its product as uncharacterized. The record is from RefSeq and is a predicted model, not a curated record. The transcript has 4 exons. Bases 180 to 1412 code for a protein of 410 amino acids. NCBI's taxonomy places the organism in Eukaryota, Viridiplantae, Streptophyta, Magnoliopsida, Lamiales, Oleaceae.